AAUUCAAAGAUAAAAAAAUUUUUUAAACAAAAUUUUACAAUUGAAUCUGAAAAAAAUAAUAAUGUAAAAAUUCAUAAAUGCAGAUAAAUAAUUAAGGAAUUGAAAAUCAGUGAAAAAAAUUGAAAAUUUCUCAAAAGAAUUAAAUGGAAAAAAAUUUUUUAAUAAAAAUCUAAUUGGAAAUUUUCAAAAACUGUGGAAAAAAAGAAAUUGAAAGAAACAAUAUUGUAAAAGUGAAAAAUAAAAGGAACAAAAGAAAUAAAAAAAAGUGAAGAAAAGUGAAAUUACAUUAUAAAAAUUAGAUAAAUUAAAACCAAACAAUGAGAGUAAAGAAAUUUGAAAAUUUUUCGAAAAACAAAUAAAGUAUAAAAUAAAAACAAAAAAAUAAUUUUAAUAAAAAUUAUUUAAAUUACUCCAAAUAAAAAAAAAAGUUUCCAAAGAAUUAAAAUCAAUAUUUCUGAGGAAAAUUGAAUUUUACAAUUUAUUUGUAAUACAAAACCGGAUUUUAAUUUGUGAAAGAGGACAGAAAAAAAGGCAAAAAAAAAAAAAUGGAAAAAGAAAAUAUGAAAAAUAUGAAUCAAUUAUUAAGAAGUUGUUUAGUUUGGAUAAUAGCGUCAAUUAUUAUAUUUAGUACAAUAAUUCUUGUGAUAUUUUGGUUUACAAAUAUUUUUCACGAUGCAAUUAUGACGGAAUUACAAAUAAAAAAUGGAACAAAUUUUUUUGACGUUUGGCAACGACCAUCGGUACGUGUACAAUAUAAAAUUCAUCUAUUUAAUUACACAAAUGUCGAUGAUUUUGAAAAUAAUCGUGCAAAAAAAUUGAAAAUUGAAGAUAUUGGACCAUAUAUUUAUCGUGAGACAUUACAACGUGUUAAUCCAAUAUUCCAUAAAAAUGGAACAAUUUCCUAUCAGGAAGUGAGAUCAUAUCAAUGGGAGGGUGGAAGAUCGGAUGAAGAAAUUUUAGUUGUGCCAAAUUUUUUAUUAUUUGCCGCAAUGGCAUAUUUAAGGGAUUAUACAUUUGUCUAUCAUAUAACAUUGACAACAAUUUUACUUGGUUUAAGGGCAAAAAGAUUUUUAAAACUUUCGGCCGGUGAAUAUUUGUGGGGUUAUGAUGAUGAAUUAUUUAAUUAUGGAAAACCAUUUAUUUCAAUGAAGCAACAUAUUCCAUUUGAUAAAUUUGGUCUUCUUGCACUUAAAUCAGGCUUAUCGAAUGAUCGAUUUACAAUAAAUACUGGUGAAAUGGAUAUGGAUAAAUUGGGAAUUAUUGAACGAUUCAAUGGAAUGGAGAGCCGUAAUGUAUGGGGCGAUGAGGAAUGUGAUAAAAUUACUGGCACUGAUGGAAGUUUAUUUCCACCAAGACUUGUACGCGAUCCAAAUGCAACAUUACAUAUUUAUUUAAAAGAAAUGUGUAGAACAGUUCCACUUAAAUUUCACAGUCACGCAAGUGCACAAGGAAUUCCCACCCAAAGAUAUGUACUCGAGGAUGACAUUUUCACAGCAUCCGAGACGAAAAAUUAUUGUUUCUGUGAAAAAUCUGAAGAUGACGAUAAAAAAGUAUCGAAAAAAUCAGGAUUAUGUCCACCAAUGGGAGUUUUUAAUGCCUCGGCGUGCAAUUUUGGAAUGCCAACAUUAACAUCUUUUCCCCAUUUUUAUCAAGGUGAUAAAAGUUUAAUUGAACAAUUCGAUGGUCUCAAACCACAAAAAGAACUUCACGAAAGUUUCAUCGAUUUGCAUCCACACUUGGGCGUUCCAAUUGGUGGACAUUCGCGUAUUCAAUUAAAUUUGGAGGCUCGAAAAGCAGCUGGAGUGCCAUAUUUUGGAAAUAUGAAAGACGGUAUGAUUUUACCACUUAUGUGGAUGGAAGCGUCAAUUGAAAAUAUUCCCGAGCCUGUACACAAUUUAUUAUCACACGCAUAUUAUACUGUCAAUAUUAUUGAUCAAACAUUUAAAUGGGGUAGCAUAAUUUCUUUAAUUUUAUCAAUAGCCACUCUUUAUCAUCUUUUACGAAAAAAACAAUUAGACGACCAUAUUGUUUUACAUAGAAAUACUUCAGGUCAAAAUCCACUUCUCUAAUGAAAAUACCAUUUAUUUUUUCUUUUUUUUUUUUUAAUUUUUUGUAAAAUUAAAUUUUCUAUUUAUAAUUUAAAUUAAUAAAUUUUUACCAUUUUGAUAA
Molecule: messenger RNA, 2169 nt
Organism: Leptopilina boulardi
Lineage: Eukaryota; Metazoa; Arthropoda; Insecta; Hymenoptera; Figitidae
Product: scavenger receptor class B member 1-like
Exons: 4
Coding region: 546-2069 (507 amino acids)
Cellular component (GO): cytoplasm; membrane
Molecular function (GO): scavenger receptor activity
Source: RefSeq, a predicted model, not a curated record